AUGCAAGUCGAGGUCGACCCCAACGAAGACACCGAGUGGAACGACAUCCUCCGCAAACACGGCAUCAUCCCCGAGAAGCCCCAAGACCCGGAACCCCUGAUCCAAGAAGCCCUCGUCGAAGCCGAGCGCAAGGCGUACGAAAACCGUCUCGAAGAUAAGGAUCUAGAUGAGCUGGAUGAACUAGAGGAUGUGGAGGAUGAGGCCUUCUUGAACCAGUACCGCCAGAAGCGCCUCGCGGAAUUAAGCACGAUAACACAAUCCUCCGUGCACAACCAAGUCUACGGACUGCAAAAGCCCGACUUCACGCGCGAAGUAACCGAAGCCUCGAAAUCGUGCUUCGUCUGCGUCAACCUUACCUCGAGCUCCAGCAACAAUGUGGAGUCGCGGCUCCUCUCUGAGAUCUGGCGGCGGCUAGCCGCCAAAUUCGGCGAUAUCAAGUUCUGUGAGAUGCGCGGGAAUAUGUGCAUUGAUGGGUAUCCGGACCGUAAUACGCCGACGAUCCUGGUGUAUAAGGAUGGCGAGAUUGUGAAGCAGUUUGUUACGCUUAUGGCGCUUCGGGGGACGGGAACGAGAGUUGAGGAUCUUGAGAAUAUGUUGAUUGAAGUAGGGGCACUCAAAGAGAGUGAUGUCCGGUUGAAGAAAAAGGACGAUGACUCGGAGGAUGAGCGGCCGUCCAACUUCAAGAAGGCUAGUGUUAGGAGAGGCGCUACCGUGGAAGACGAUGACGACUGGGAUUAA
Messenger RNA from Aspergillus mulundensis, 738 nucleotides. RefSeq names its product phosducin family protein. Gene Ontology annotation, biological process: protein folding. NCBI's taxonomy places the organism in Eukaryota, Fungi, Ascomycota, Eurotiomycetes, Eurotiales, Aspergillaceae. The transcript is spliced from 4 exons. The record is from RefSeq and is a predicted model, not a curated record. Gene Ontology annotation, cellular component: cytoplasm. Bases 1 to 738 code for a protein of 245 amino acids.